CCAUCAGGAAUCCCGCAGCGGCGACCAGAGUCCACUUCGGGAGGACACACCGGGCUGGGCUUGCGGGGCUGGCCUUGGUCACCGACAUCGGGCUGCGCGCAGAGCGAACGCCAGGGAGAGGGGCAGAAGCGAGGCUCGGGCCAUGGCUUGGCCCCUCGGCGCCGCGGGACCAGGCGUCGCGCUGCUCUUGAGCUGUGUAAUCAUUGGAGAUGGUCUUCAUGUGGAGAUUCUUGGUGGCAAAGAUAAUCAACUAUUCAAGAAGGACCAUGUAAUUAGACAAAAGCGAGAAUGGAUUGUCCCUCCUGCAGUCAUCUGGGAAGAGAUAGACAAUUCCAACAAAAAUCCCAUAGCCAAAAUACAAUCUGAUUAUGAAGCCAAUAUGACUAUUACUUAUGCCAUUACUGGCCAAGGAGUCACAGAACCACCAUAUAAACUGUUUGUGAUCAAUGGAAAAACGGGAGAACUGAAUAUUACUGGAAUAGUUGAUAGGGAGAAAACACCAUUUUUACAUCUGAGAGGUUAUGCAAUGAAUGCGCAAGGUGUCAAUGUGGAAAAGCCAUUAGACCUGAGAAUUAAAGUCCUGGACGUUAAUGACAAUAGUCCAGUGUUUUCACAGGAAGUUUUUUCUGGUUCUGUUGAAGAAUUGUGUGCUGCAGGUACUCUGGUCCUGAGGAUAAUUGCAACUGAUGCAGAUGAACCAAAUAACCUCAACUCCAAAAUUGCUUACAAGAUCGUUUCACAACAACCGAGUUUUCCUGCUUCCAUAUUUCAAAUUCACAAAGAAACAGGAGAGGUUCACACUACAGUGUUCCAGCUUGACAGAGAGACACAAAGUAACUACUCCUUAAUUGUGGAAGCAAAAGACUAUAAUGGGCAGUCAAGGGGGAUGAGUCAACAGACAACUGUACAGAUCAAGAUUCUGGAUGUCAAUGACAAUGUUCCUGUUUUUGAAAAAGCUGUGUAUGAAGGAAGUGUUAAAGAAAACACAGCAAAUGUGGAAAUUAUGCGACUGAAGGUCUUCGACAGAGAUGAAAAAUUCACCGAUAACUGGCUGGCAAAAUUCAUGAUUUUGUCUGGCAAUGAAGGAGGCUAUUUCCACAUAGAAACAGAUUCACAAACCAAUGAAGGAAUUUUGACACUGAUUAAGGAAAUUAAUUAUGAAGAAUUGCAGACAAUGGACUUGAAAAUUGUGGUUUCUAACAAAGCAGCAUAUCACCAAUCCAUUAUUAGCCAGGGCUACCAAGCAAAACCUAUUCCAGUUAAGAUUAAUGUAGAAGAUGUGAAGGAAGGCCCCAUAUUUAAGCCCCAAACACUGGUGAUUAAAGUAAGCGAAACAAUGAAAUUGAACCAGAUUAUUGGAAGUUACCAAGCUUAUGAUGAAGAUACUGGAAAAAUAGCAGAACACAUCAGGUAUGCCAAAUAUCAAGAUGUUGGAAACUGGUUUUCAAUAGACUCUAAAACUGCUGAAAUCAAACUUAUUAAAGUGCCUGACUACGAAUCAUCAUUUGUUGUCAAUGGGACUUAUACUGCAUUGAUUGUGGCAAUAACUGAGGACUUCCCUUCAAAAACAGUUACAGGUACCAUUAAUAUUCAAGUGGAGGAUGUUAAUGAUAACUGCCCAACUCUUACAACUCGAGAGACAACUGUCUGUACAGAUGCAAAGUUCAUUAACAUCACUGCUGAGGAUAAAGAUGCUCAUCCAAAUGGUGGCCCUUUCACUUUCUCUAUCAUAAAUGAGCCUGAAAAGAUGACGGACAAAUGGAUAAUUGGGCAAGUAGACGGAUUUAGAGCACAGGUUGUACCACAGACUAUAAAGCCUGGCUUCUACGAAGUUCCACUCCUAGUGAGAGAUAACCAAGGCCUCAGCUGUACUGAACCGCAAAUCCUAAAGGUGCACGUGUGUGAAUGCGUAGAGGGUGUUGGUUGCCGCGAGAGCAUCGUCAGUUCCUCAGUCAUGCUAGGACCUGCAGCAAUUGCACUGAUGAUUCUGGCACUUUUGUUGCUGCUGCUUUUGCCUCUUUUACUGUUGGCAUGUCACUUUGGAUCAGGCGCUGCAAAAGGCUUUGCAACAAUUCCUGAUAACAGUGAAGAAAUGUUGCGCGCCUGGAACAGCGAAGGGGCAGCACCUGAAGACAAGUUAGGCCUCAGCUUCACUGCUUCUCCUGCAUCGGACAACACCGGCUCAAACAUGGGAGUUGGAGCAGCAGUGACAGAUGGAGCAGCCUGCAAAUCGGCGGGUGCCAGCGGCUCUUAUUCCAUGACUAAAGAACACUGCAAGUUUGUGGAUGGGCAGUGGAAAGAGACACAGCAUCUUCUUUCUAGUGCCACUCUUGGAGGCAAGGGGGCGGGAGGGGGGUUGGGCAUGAGCGCAGGAGGCGGCAUGGUCGAAGGACGGGCCACAAUCACGGCUGGCAGAAGAAGCAUGCUGAUGGAAAGCGGGGGCGCCAUGACUGAAGAAUUCUUAAGGAGUUACUUCUGUGAUAAAGCUGAUGCUUUUGCUGAUGAGGAUGAAGCACAUCUUGCAAAAGAUUGCCUACUAGUUUACUCUCAGGAUGAAGAAAAAGAUUCUCUCCAUGGCUCUGUUGGCUGCUGCAGCUUUAUUGAGGGUGACUUUGAUGACCAUUUCCUGGAUGACUUGGGUGACAAAUUUAAGACUCUGGCAGAGAUUUGCUUGGGCAAACGUAUAGUCACGGAAGUUGGACAGCACAGCUCUCUAAACCGUAAAGACGCUAGUCCUAAUUCUGCAGUGAAUGAAUCAGAUGCACAGUACUUACAUCAGCAGAACAUCUCCAGUUCCCAACUCACUUAUACUUCAGGCCCAGGCUACCAAGUACCUGAAACUAUAAGAGGUUUAGGUUCCGAGGCUGUCACCAAGGUGUCAGUAAGAGCUAUUCCUGACCCUGUGGUUAGUAGCAGCAGUGGUAUAGUGACAGAGGCCUCUUAUGAGGCAAGACCCUCAACAGAAAUCCUUAACUCUCAGUUUAAGGAGAAUGUGGUAGUGACAGAGAGGGUACUUGCCCCAACUUCUGACUGGCACGAUAUGCUAGACAGUUCUGAUCAAGGUUUCCCAGACCUCUCAGAUUCAAAGUACGUCCUUAUCAGAGAAAGGGAGAGGGUCCUUGUACCCAGCUCUGAUCUAAAGGCUUCCUUAAGCAUCCCCAAUUUAUCAGAUGGAAAGAAUGUUGUAGUAACUGAGAGGGUGCUGGCUCCCACCACUGGGAUGAGGAGCACAGCAGAAGCAGCUACUUAUUCUGACACUGAUAAACAGGAGAAGAUCCUUAUCUCUGACCCUUUCUUUAAGCAAGAUGGCCCACAGGAAGCCCUUUCCUCUGGGUCUACCAUUAGCAAGUCUUCAACAGUAAAACAGUACAGCUCUGUGCAGUACACACACUCGUAGGUGGUGUGUUCUCACCACCAACCCUUUGUAUUUUACGUUGACCACUGAAAGGGUUGAAGCAAAGAUGAGCAGCCAGCAGCCCUAGGAGAGCAUGUAGCCCUCAGCUAAUUUCACAAGUCCUUUGCCUACAAUCUACUCAGGCUUCUGAGAAGAGGGAUCUGUCCCUUCUCUGGAAUCCCUCUGUAGAGGUUACACAUGUACUUUUGGUUCUUGCCCUGCUUACAUGCCAACAUGCUGCCCCAGACCAAAACAAGUUACCCACUCCUGGAUUAACUAAUGGCUUUCUCAAGGAUGGCUAUAUCUGCUUUCCUCACAGUAGUCUCUAUAACAGAAAGCUCCAUAACAACCAAAGAAAGUAUUUCAACCCUAAACACACUUACUAAGGAGUAAGGCCCAUUGAACAUAGCAAUACUUAUUUCUGUGUUAUAUUUCCUAGGAUUGUACAGUUCUUUUUAAAAAAAAGUACUACAAGGCACUACUCAAGCUGUGGAGCUGUAAACCAUGUUCAGUUGAUUCAGCUCAUUAUACAGCAAACUUUAAAUUGCUAUUCUUCACUAACCUGUAAUGUGGUUCUUUAAUGUGUUGUUUCAGAAUUAAAUUUCAAUGAGUUUAUUAGAGUUAUUCCCCAGUAAGUGUGUUUGGCAUUGUAGCCCAAGGCCAUUGUAUUCUAAUCCAACAAUGAAACAUAUUGCCUUCAAAGUUAAUUUUUUUCACAGUGCAGUUUUAAGCAUGUUUGUUCAGAAGUAAAUCCCAAUGCGUUCAAUGGGACUUACUGCCUACUAAGUGUUUUCUGGAGUGCAACUUUAAGGCUGUUUUAACAGGCUAUUUAAUGGCAGUAGAAAAUAUGCAUGCUACUUAAAAAGAGUAUCUCACUUCAUUUCUAGUGCUUUAAAAAAACAAAAAAAUGCUCCCACAGAUUUUCACAUGCCUAAACACAAAGAUAAAUUUUAAAAGAGGUGGAGUGAACAUGAGAAUCCAGUCUAAUCUUGUUUCACAUAUUUGUUACCCACUUCAAAGAUAAGCUUGAUUUAUCUGUAUGCAAAUAUUUUGGAAACAUUGUAUUUGAACAGGCUAUCACAUCAUUUCUGAGAGUAUCUGAAACAGCAGUAAGUAUUACAAAGGACAGGUAGAAUUGCAACAAAAUGCAGCAGUGUGCAGUGUGUGCAGAGGAGGCUGAACUGAACAAAUCUGGAGUUCCAUCUAGGUGAGUCUUGUAUUCAUAACAGAUACAGGACUCCUUUUGCCAUAUGCAUAUCUAGCUUCAGUCGCUUGUGCAGAGCACCACAAAACUUGAAUUAUAAACUUAAAUUAGAUUUUUGAAUCUGAUAUGAGCACAAGACUUCCAUUAUAUCCAUAGAACUACCAAAGGUUCAGGGCUACCCUCCUUCAUUUCAGUGGAGGUAUAUGAGCUGUAUGUUCAUCUGUGAAUGCAUAUUGGCUUCAUCCAUUAAAAUACAUGGAAAACUCACAUACAUGAAAACAUCCUGUGUGAGCAUCUCCAGGCUGCCUUAGAGUUGCAUUUUUCACAGGACGUCAAGCAGUACUUCAGUAUAGUGGGGUAUAGUGGAAAGAAUAUAGGACUUGGACAAUGACGAACUGGGUUCAAACUCCUAUCCAACUCAUCAGGCAAGGUUCUCUGACCAUAUUUAGUGGGCUAGAGGGGCUCCUGGGGAUAAGAGGGUGAGAAAGUUCGCUUCUGCUACCCCAAUUGCACAGGCCUACAGCAGGAUCCAUCAUACGCUUUUUAUGGUUUGCAUCAUACAUUUUGUAAAGGCUUUGGGCUGCUAAGUGUGAUAACUCCAGCUAGCCACUUUCCCUCUUUCCUUUUGUAUAUAACAUGCCUACUUGAACAUAUCAGGAUAAAUGCAUUCUGACUCUUGGACAGCACUUGUUGGUCACAGUCCCACGGGCUGCCUAUAACACUCUGAUUUUAGAGGAUUGCAGGCAUGCUGUGCGGAGUGGGAGCGGAACAGCUUUCCCACUCCACAGCCAAUUUUGGCUAAGUGCGGCAUGUUGGAGCAGGAGAAGCACAGGCUGAGGCACCACCAUGGAUCCAUUAUAUCUUGGUGGCAUCUACCCGAACCCCACCAUUUCUGCCUCCCUUCUCCAAGGUCACCCUUAGAGCCUCAGAGAAACAGCCAAAGCAGUUAUUUUUAUGUGGGCUGUGAAGUAGGAAAGGCACCCCAAGUGCAGAUCCCCAGUGCUGAAGAUGCAGCUUUUUUCUGACCCUGUUACUGCAAAUCCACACUGUCCCAUGACCUUCUGAGUGCUGCAGAGUGGGCAUAAGAUAACAUUGUAAAUAUGUUCUACUUUUUGGACAAAACUGGCAUUUAAGAGCAUCUUAAUGGCAAAAAGGACAUCAGGCAUACUGUUUUUUAAUGCAGUUAUGUGGUAGGUGGUUAUAAGAGGUACAAAUGCAUACUGAUACAAAACCACAAGGGAUUUACAGAUAAUCCCUAUUCUUCCCAUCUGGAAUAGGGAUAUAACCUUUUCGACUGGGCAAUACAGUUUUCAGGGUCUUUAGCAUAGUAGUAUUGUUUAUGUUUUGCACUGAUUUGAUAUUAGAAGAACAGACGGGUUCUGGUGUAAUUUU
Messenger RNA from Varanus komodoensis (Komodo dragon), 5990 nucleotides. Its product is annotated as desmoglein-2-like. Gene Ontology annotation, biological process: homophilic cell-cell adhesion. The record is from RefSeq and is a predicted model, not a curated record. Gene Ontology annotation, molecular function: calcium ion binding. Gene Ontology annotation, cellular component: plasma membrane; desmosome. The transcript has 15 exons. NCBI's taxonomy places the organism in Eukaryota, Metazoa, Chordata, Lepidosauria, Squamata, Varanidae. The coding region runs from base 143 to 3397 and encodes 1084 amino acids.